Hyaloscypha bicolor E is the source of this 2646-nucleotide messenger RNA. RefSeq names its product SAICAR synthase-like protein. Lineage: Eukaryota; Fungi; Ascomycota; Leotiomycetes; Helotiales; Hyaloscyphaceae. Gene Ontology annotation, biological process: phosphatidylinositol metabolic process. Gene Ontology annotation, molecular function: phosphatidylinositol kinase activity. Bases 1 to 2646 code for a protein of 881 amino acids. The record is from RefSeq and is a predicted model, not a curated record. The transcript has 3 exons.
AUGGUCCAGGAUGCAAGCCUCAAUUCGCUGCCAAAUGGACGGGGUAGUGUGGGUAGCUGGGACCACAAGUCAUCGCGGAAUGGCAGCGCGCUGUCUCUGAAUGGGGCGGUGAAUGGAGUAGUUGACAAUGAAAGGGGGAGUCCUAUACAGCAGGGCGGUGGGCAGAAUGGGCUGCCUCGAACUUCAAAUGGAGAUAGGAGUUCAGUCGCGUCAACAAACGGAUAUGUUCAGAACGAAACCAUCGAAACAAAGCCAUCAACAAAUGGCGACAGUGAACCUUCGAAAAAGGUCACAAUCCCCCCGCCCAUAUCUACGAACCCACAAAGUACUGGCCCGUUGACAUACAACUCGUCCCUUCUCCCUGCGACUCCGUUGCCAGCCGAAUCACCGUCUCGCGCAGCAACCGCCUCCCCCCAUCGAUUCUCAUCACCUCCUUCAUAUCCUGCCCCACCUGUACCAUCACCGUCCUCCACCUCUGCACAACACCCUGGAGUCACACAAUUGAAGCAUAGGCAUACACUACAAGUGCCAAAAGUUGGCCCAACUCGGAAUUCCCGGGAUGACCAGGAUGCUGUGUUCAGCACAGGAAGAUUUUCACCAACAACUUUGGCAGUAGGCGUAAGGCGAGGCUCCUUGAGCCUCAAUCGACGAAAUACACAAUCAAUACAUUCGAACAUGCCCCACGAAGAGAUACCGCCAGAUGAAGAUGCCAUGCGCUGGGCUGAAGCUGUACGACAAAAACGGGCCAGCAAAAGGAAAAGAAAGGACGAGGAAGACGACGAGAGAGUCGUGGUUGGGACAAGAGUUGACCAGAAUCAUGUUAAUUGGGUGACAGCAUACAACAUGUUGACUGGCAUUCGAUUUACCGUAUCGAGGACAAAUGCGAAGUUGGACAGACCCCUGACCGAUGCAGACUUCGAGGCUCGGCAUAAAUUCUCUUUUGAUAUUACUGGAAACGAAUUGACCCCUUCUGCGAAAUAUGACUUUAAGUUCAAGGAUUACGCACCCUGGGUAUUUCGACACCUGAGGGCGAAGUUCAAGCUUGACCCGGCAGACUACCUAAUGUCUUUGACGUCCAAAUACAUACUUUCGGAGUUGGGGUCACCAGGGAAAAGUGGCAGCUUCUUCUACUUCUCUCGAGACUAUAAAUAUAUCAUCAAGACGAUCCACCACGCCGAGCACAAAUUCCUCCGAAAAAUCCUAAAGGAGUACUACGCACACGUCGAAGAAAACCCCAACACUCUCCUAUCACAGUUUUACGGUCUGCAUCGGGUCAAGAUGCCUUACGGUAGGAAGAUACACUUCGUGGUCAUGAACAACUUGUUUCCUCCCCACCGAGACAUCCAUCAAACAUUCGACUUGAAAGGCUCCACAAUCGGCCGAGAUUUCAAGGAGGAGGACCUCGAGAAGAACCCUCGGGCGACGCUGAAGGACCUCAAUUGGUUACGACGAGGUUUACACUUGGAGUUUGGAAAUGAAAAGAGGCGAAUAUUCUUUGAACAGAUGGAGAAGGAUGUGCAUCUGCUUCAAAGGCUAAAAAUUAUGGAUUACAGCAUGCUUGUUGGGGUACACGAUCUUCAGAAAGGGAACCAAGAGAAUUUGCGCGACAAGACGCUGAGGGUCUUCCAACCAGGGGGAGACAACCCGACGGAAGAUAUUGAGAGAGGUCCCGAUGGAAGAGCACUGCUGAUGAGGACGCCAAGCAAACUGGAGAAUGCUAGGAAAGCCAGGGAACUACGACAGAUCAUUAAGCAAGAGAAACCGAUCCCGAUGGGCCAAAGCAGUUCGAGGAUGCCCGACCACCUUGAGGAAAAUACUGCAAAGCGAGACUUUACUUUCUACAGCGAUGAUGGAGGAUUCAGGGCCACGCAUAAGGAUAACAGUCCGGGGGAUCAGAUCUUCUUUCUCUCUAUCAUAGACUGCCUUACUCACUAUGGUACACUCAAGAAGCUUGAGCAUUUUUUCAAGGGCAUCCACUACGACAAGAGAUUGAUCUCACCCAUAUCGCCAGAUCCAUAUGGCGAACGUUUCAUCCAGUUCAUCGAAGGCAUCACCAAAAGUCCCGAGGAAGCGGCACGGGAAGCACAAAACGCUGAACCGUCUGCAGUUGCCCAUGCCAACUCAAUUCCAGUCUCCAAUCGCAACACCACAUCCAUCGAGUCAGCAAGGGGGCACUCAAUGGGCCUACAAAUGAAAGCCUCCGGAACCUCGAAUUCAACAGUCCAAAGGAACGAGAACGACGCUUUAAAGUCCGAAAAGAGGGGCGAACACGAAUCCGAUCGUCCUGACCCAAGAUUGAUCAGCACGAUCCGUAGUCCCAGCGCAGAACGAUCAGGUGGCCUACAAGGACAAACGCUUCCAGUGGUUGAGGAGAUGGGUGAGGCGAGCAGCACUGGCGGACGCAGCGGCGCGAGCAGAGAACGUGAUGAAAACGACGAAAACAGAAAUGGUGACAGGAGGCCGUUAACACCGGCAAAAGAUAACAAUGACGAUCGGCCAGUAACGCCAGCUAAGGACUACAGUCCCAAUGUUCAUGGAUCGAUGCGGCGACCGAUCAGCAGGAGCAGUCUGGACAAGGAGCUACCACCUCUACCCAAGGUAGCAAGUCCAGCGCCGAUGAACGAUGACGAAUCGGUCUUCGCAUGA